Messenger RNA from Penicillium cinerascens, 1164 nucleotides. Its product is annotated as TauD/TfdA dioxygenase family protein. The annotation marks the transcript as partial. The transcript has 3 exons. The record is from RefSeq and is a predicted model, not a curated record. Gene Ontology annotation, molecular function: 2-oxoglutarate-dependent dioxygenase activity. NCBI's taxonomy places the organism in Eukaryota, Fungi, Ascomycota, Eurotiomycetes, Eurotiales, Aspergillaceae. Gene Ontology annotation, cellular component: cytoplasm.
CUCCGCGCCCCAACUUUCAUGGUGCCCCUGAAGACCGACUCCGGGCAGAACAAGGAGAACUUGAUCGGAUACAAGUAUGAAAAGGAGGCCGAAUUGAAAGGCACAGAUAAAAUUGCACCUGCUACAUACCCUAACUAUCUUCCAGUCUGGGACAAUGAGACUCAGAGAUACCCUCCUCUAGAACAUUUCGAGCACUACGAUCACGGCAAAGAUGCCGAUCCCAACUUUCCUGACCUAUUCUCCAAAGGCCAGGCCGAAGUAGAUGAAAUUACCCCCUUCAUCGGCUCCGAGGUCCACGGCGUACAAUUGAGCAAGCUUUCCAACGCUGGGAAGGACCAACUCGCUCUCUAUGUUGCUCAACGACGAGUCGUCGGUUCGUCAAUCACAUCCAUUCCAAACAAUAACUACAUGCUAACAUCCACAGCCUUCCGUGACCAAGACUUCGCUUCCCUCCCCAUCCAAGAAGCCGUCGACUAUGCCGGCUACUUCGGCCGUCACCACAUCCAUCAGACGUCCGGCGCCCCGAAAGGCUUCCCCGAGAUCCACCUCGUGUUCCGCGGCGCAGACGACCGCACUGGCGCGAAGUUCCUCGAACAGCGCACAAACACCAUUACUUGGCACUCAGAUGUCACUUUCGAGAAGCAGCCUCCUGGCACGACCUUCCUGUAUGCUCUCGACGGGCCGUCCACCGGCGGAGACACGCUGUUCGGUGACAUGGUACAGGCAUACAAGCGCCUAUCCCCCGAAUUCCGCAAACGCCUGCACGGGCUGAAGGCUGUGCACUCCGGUUUCGAGCAGGUCAAUGCGAGUUUGAACGGCGGUGGCAUUGCGCGUCGUGAUCCCAUCACGUCCGAGCAUCCCAUUGUCCGCACUCACCCCGUGACGGGCGAGAAGGCUCUCUAUGUGAACCCGCAAUUCACCCGCUACAUCGUCGGAUACAAGAAAGAGGAGUCGGACUUUCUGCUCAAGUUCUUGUUUGAUCAUAUCGCCUUGUCGCAGGAUCUUCAGGCACGUAUCCGCUGGAAGGCUGGUACCGUGGUUGUUUGGGAUAAUCGUCUAGCUUGUCACUCUGCGGUAUUUGAUUGGGAGGAUGGACAAAGACGCCACAUUGCGAGAAUUACGCCUCAGGCUGAGCCUCCGUUUGAGACCCCGUUCGAGGGGUAG